AUCGCGAUAACUAUCAGUUUAGGCGCGAAAUCAAUUUGGCGUCAGUGUUACAGAGACUGACGUGACUACUGAGUGACUGUUCGUAUUAGUAGUACUCCUACUUUGUAGAGAGAUUAUAGAAGAAGAACUAGCUAGGGUUUCUUCGGUAGAAUUGGAAAAUGGAGAACCAGAGAAUAAAAAGAAGCAGAGGAAUCGAAGUGAACACCAUGACCAUACUCGAUGCCUCCGGAUUCAAGAAAGACACCCAAGACCUUAUAGACGACAGACUUGCAUUUAUUGAAGCUGUUCGCUCUGCUUCUAUCGCUCCAGAAAAUGGAAUUGCCCCAACCAAAAAAAUGUGUGAGGCAAUUUUUGAAAUCUUGAAGGAAGAUAAUUCACUUGAACUAAUAAUGGCAAGUUAUCGGCUUCUAACCGAGCUAGAUAAGCACUUUCCUCGUGUGUAUGCAUCCAAAUUGGAAAAGUCAGAGAUACCGUCACCUAGUAGUGUUCCUGAACUGGUUGUGGUUGAAGAGGCCUGGUCACCUUUUAUCUCUGGCUCAGACAGCGAGAGAGAGGAUGCUAAUAAAAAUUCUGGAUCACUGGACUUCGCUGGUUUUGAAAUUCUAAUACAAGACCUAGCUAAAGCGGCUGUUGGAAGAAAGAUGGAAGAAUUUGAAACAAAGUACCUAAGGAAUAUGGUACUACUCCAGUAUCUCAUCAGUGUUCUUGAAGGCGAUUUUGUUCCUCGGAAUUCUGUGUUUAAAGAAAAUAUGGAUUGGAACCUCCUCAGGGUGUCAUUGCUCAACACGAUUCUGGGGUCUAGAAGGAUAAGUUACAAAGAUUUAAUUAAGGGCUGCCUAUCAAUUAUCUGUGAAAUGUCUCAUCUUCAUGCUGAACACAGUGAUUACAUGACAUUACCAAAAAGCUCAUCAGCGGAGCUAUUCAAAUCACUUGAUACUGCUGGUGCAAUUUCUUUUCCUGAAGUAAGAAAGUGUUUAUUGAGAGCUUUGCAGAAAUUUCUGCUGAUGGCCAUGGAGCUGGAUACAUCAAGGAAGAAAGCAGAUAUUCAAGGUCUUACUACCAGAGCUGACGGUGUGAGGACCCCUGUGGUGGAAAUUAUUCAAGAUGAACUUACUUACAACAGAGAUGCAAUUUCCCCAUUUUUCCAGGUCUUUAAUGAACCCCAAUGGAAGAUGGAAAUACUUCUGCAGUAUUUUCAGAAGUAUAUUGCUAAACCUUCAGUCCUCACGCGGAGGUCAAGCGAGCCUAUAGAAGAUGCAACUUUUGAUGGAGUUUUGAAGUGCUUUUCAAAUAUCAACAGUGUGAAGAGUAUCAUAAAGAAAAUCAGUAUAGAAGUAGCACAAUUGCUUUUGGCACACACGUUUCAGGCAUAUUUAUCAUUAUCAUUCCAACCUUCUGCUGAUGCCAGCUAUAAGUCUAAGGAAGAUGUCAGAGACAGCUCCAUGGCUGAAGUUUGCAAGAACAUAAUUUCUGCUUUUGUGAAUCUUAGAAGAAUUGACGAGCGGGUGGAAAUUUUGCCUUUUGGAAAAGAAGCAUUGUUUACAGCAGCAACCAUCCUGUCAACUAAAUCAUAGGAGGAGAAAAGCUAUUGCCGGUUGAUUCCAUUUUGACUUGAGAUGAACAAAAGGGAAACCAUAUUGCAAGCAGGGGCCGGUGAACAUGAAAACAAGUUUCUGUUUUGGCACAGGUGUUGUGUAGGACGUGAUACAUGAUGCAUUCCAACAAACUAAAAGUAGGGCUGCAGUUAUGUGUUUUUUUUUGGUAAUAUAUCCUUUCAUUGAUAACCAACCAAUAUAGGAUCAAAGAGCAUACCUUGGAAAACAAGACCAACCAAAGCAAAGCACUCUGGUUUAUGCCAGGAACUACAACCAGGAGGAACUAAGAAACAAAGCCCAACUACCUCAAAACCGUGGAGCUAGUUGCAGGGAAGAACAAUGAAAGAAGCAUUCCAAUUGAAAUGGACAAGCCUAAGCCUUUUUGCAUCAGCUUUUUCACAUGCCUCCAUAUGCUUGCAGGCACUCAAAUCAGUAGCAAACCUAAUCUGGUUAUGAUCUCCAUAGUAUAAGACUUUGUUUUUGAAAGAUUCUUCUGUUUCUUUCACACCAGAUGUUUUUAUUUUUCUUUUAUUGGCUCCGCUCACACCAGAUUUUGUAGAGGACUGCAGCCCUGGAAAGCUGGAAAAUUGAACUCUUAAAAUCCACACUUCUGUUUUGUAUACCCCAUACAUCUUCAUUGGGAAGAUUGAAGGCAGUUCUAUCUGUCAUUCUCCAAGUGGUUCCAAACACCAACAGAGUAUGGACAUCUGAUAAGUGGUGAUGAUUGGCCAUCAGUGGUGAUCCCCCAACAAACAGCCUAAGAUAGCACUCCAUUCAAUUAUGGCCAUCUCGGCACAUGACCGGGAAACCAAACAAUUUGAAAAUUUCCUGGUGAAGAAGACAAUGAUAUCCCCAUAUUUUUGGUGAAGACGACCUAGAGGAUAUGCCAAUUAUCAAGCUACAAAUAAAUUGUGUCCAUCUCCAACUACAUACUUGAUCAAGGCUGUGCAUCGGGCCUCAAUCUGAAAGUUUUCUUGAUUGUCCAUGAGGCAUUGCUUGGAGCUCUCAUGGUCCCAUCUGUAGUAUCCCAUGUCAUACUCAGAAUAUACAUGAAAAAACCAUUGAAUGAACAUUCUUAUGCCAUCG
Molecule: messenger RNA, 2681 nt
Organism: Rhododendron vialii
Lineage: Eukaryota; Viridiplantae; Streptophyta; Magnoliopsida; Ericales; Ericaceae
Product: negative regulator of systemic acquired resistance SNI1
Exons: 15
Coding region: 159-1574 (471 amino acids)
Biological process (GO): negative regulation of DNA-templated transcription; negative regulation of systemic acquired resistance; DNA damage response
Cellular component (GO): nucleus; Smc5-Smc6 complex
Molecular function (GO): transcription cis-regulatory region binding
Source: RefSeq, a predicted model, not a curated record